AUGUCUGAACAUGGGAAGAAAAAUGCAAAGCUUCUCCUUGCACCGAAGAAAACCAAAUCGGCCAAGGCUGGUCUGCAGUUCCCUGUGGGUCGUGUCUACAGGCUCCUGAAGAGAGGGAACUAUGCUGAGAGAAUAGGUCCUGGUGCUGCCAUCUACCUGGCUGCAGUGCUGGAGUACCUGAGCGCUGAGAUCCUGGAGCUGGCAGGAAAUGCUGCACGGGAGAACAAGAAAGCCAGGAUCCUGCCACGGCACAUCCAGCUGGCUGUGCGAAACGAUGAGGAGCUGAACAAGCUGUUUUCUUGUGUGACCAUUGCCCAAGGAGGGGUUACACCUAAUGUUCUUCCUCAGCUUCUUCCUAAGAAGACCAUGUCACUGAAACCACGGCACAAAGGUGUCCAGUCACAGGAAUUCUAG
Messenger RNA from Struthio camelus australis, 414 nucleotides. The record is from RefSeq and is a predicted model, not a curated record. NCBI's taxonomy places the organism in Eukaryota, Metazoa, Chordata, Aves, Struthioniformes, Struthionidae.